AUGUCAUCAGCAAUUAAUACAAUCAAGGAUAACAUCGAAGAUGACGCACAAGCAAAGGAGAUAGCAGAGCAAGAUAAUAAUCGUGCUCGUGUGGUAGCUCUCGCGGUGAGAGAAGCAUGUGCAAUCGCCAAGUUAAGUCAGGACAAACAAGAUUGGGAAGCAGCGUGUCGCAUGAUAUCAGAGAAUAAUUUACUCACAGAUAAAGAAAAAUCCACAAUAACUGCUUUAUUAUUGCAUAAGUCUUCUUCGUGUAUGUAUUUGAUUAAUUGA
Molecule: messenger RNA, 270 nt
Organism: Acaulospora morrowiae
Lineage: Eukaryota; Fungi; Glomeromycota; Glomeromycetes; Diversisporales; Acaulosporaceae
Source: the annotation of a GenBank genome assembly